AUGCGCUGUCCGCCCGCGUUUCUUCCCCGGCAGAACGCGGAGGCGCUGCUGUCGCUUGGCGCGCUGCAGCUGUUGCUGCCGCUCGCGCAGGACAGCAUGGCGUCCGUGCGAUCCGCUGCGACGCUGUCGCUGGGUCGCCUUGCGAAUGUGUCGCAUACGUGGUCGCACCACCUCGUGCAGCACAACGUGCUGCCGUCGCUCUGCAAAGCGCUCACCGGCACCAAUCGCCACCACAAGCGCGCAGCAGCAUAUCUAGUCAAGGCCGUGUCGCGCCACGCUGGCGCUGAGCUGGCAGAGGCGGGCGUGCUGCCGUUGCUGACGGAGUGCCUUCUGGAUGCCAUGCUGGCGGUGCGGGAGACUGCUGCGUGCGCAUUGGGCCACGUGGCGAAGCACAGCGGUGACCUGGCGAUGAGAGUGGUUGAGACGGGUGCAGUGCGGUUGCUGGUGACAUGCCUUCAGGACGAGGCUGUAGCGCGGAUAGCCCUCUCAGUGCUGACUGACGUGGCACGCCACUCGCUGCUGCAUGCUACAGCCGUGGCCGAUGCGGGCGGCAUUACCGCCGCCGUCUCUCUGUUGGGAUCACCUGACGUCAAGACAAGGCGUCAGGUCUGCGUCUGCCUUUCUACCAUCGCCAGGCACUCUGAAUCCCUCGCCCUGCAAGUGUUGGACCAACCAGGAGCAUCUCGCCUGCUGCUCUGCCUGCACGACUCAUCCCCUUCCCUGCGGGCGUCAGCAGCAGCGGCGGUGAGGGAGGUGGCGAGGCAGGGACCGGCAGCAGCAGGCCGGCUGGUGGGCAUGGGGGGCAUUGGGCCGCUGCUGGAUGCUGUAGGCACGUGGAGGGACGAAGGGGAGGGGGAGGGCAUGACCAAAGGCUCCGCCAAGGUUUCAGGUCAGGGCAUCAGCAGCAGCGACGGAGAGGAAAGGGCAGCAGCAGGCAGGCUGGUGGGCAUGGGGGGCAUCGGGCUGCUGCUGGAUGCUGUGGGCACGUGGAGGGAUGCAGGGGAAGGGGAGGGAGCAGGGGAGGGGAAGGGGAUGACGAGAGGCUCUGUGGUGGUGGCCCUCGGCUUCCUCGCAGCUUCCUCCCCCGAUGCAGCGCUGGCAGUGGUGGCAUCGGACGGCAUAUCCCCGCUGCAGGAUCUCAUAGUGGAGGGCGACGCUGACGUCACCCUCAAAGGGGCCUGCGCGUGGGCGCUCUCCCAGAUGGCUUCCCAUGGUCCCAGCCAUGCCAAUCCCGUGGCAGGCAGUGGAGUGCGGGCUGCCAUAGUAACAGCAUCCACAGUCCCAACCAUGCCAAUCCCGUGGCAGGCAGUGGAUCCCAACCAUGCCAAUCCCGUGGCAGGCAGUGGAGUGCGGGCUGCCAUAGUAACAGCAUCCACAGUCCCAACCAUGCCAAUCCCGUGGCAGGCAGUGGAUCCCAACCAUGCCAAUCCCGUGGCAGGCAGUGGAGUGCGGGCUGCCAUAGUAACAGCAUCCACAGUCCCAACCAUGCCAAUCCCGUGGCAGGCAGUGGAUCCCAACCAUGCCAAUCCCGUGGCAGGCAGUGGAGUGCGGGCUGCCAUAGUAACAGCAUCCACAGUCCCAACCAUGCCAAUCCCGUGGCAGGCAGUGGAUCCCAACCAUGCCAAUCCCGUGGCAGGCAGUGGAGUGCGGGCUGCCAUAGUAACAGCAUCCACAGUCCCAACCAUGCCAAUCCCGUGGCAGGCAGUGGAUCCCAGCCACGCCAAGGCCGUGGCAGACAGUGGGGUGUUGAUCGACAUGGUAACAGCAGCCACCGUUCACCUCCCUGCUCCCGAACCUGUUGCCGGGCCUGCCGCUGCUGCUAUGGUGGAUGGUGCGGAGGCUCGGAAGCGCUUGGUGCAGGCAGUGAAGGAUGUGGUGGUCCGGGUGAAUGACAUCGAAGCGCUUGAUGCGCUGCUGCAGUGGACUAAGCUGCCGGACGGCAUACUGGAGUCUGUCCUGCAUCGCAUGUCUGUAGUGCUCGCUAAAGACAAUGCCUGCCGCCCAGCCUUCCUCGCGUCGAACGGCUUCACUCGUCUGCAGCGCCUGCUACAGCUGGCAGAGGCAAAAAGAGCCGCUGCUGCUGCCGACGCCGCUGCAAACGCAGCUACCGCCGCCGCUGCUGCUGACAGUGCUAAUGCAGAGAGCCCAGGAGACCGGGCGGCAAAGGUGACCCGAUUUGAUCCUGCCUCAGUGCGUUGCAUAGAGGGCGGCGUGGAUUGGGACCUAGUGGAGGACCACGUGUCAUCUAUCAACUCUCUCUUCCCCUUUGAAGUCUCCCGUUUCUACUCAGCAGACUACCAGCAGCACCUCCUACAGAAGCUCUCAGACAGCGUCAAGCCGGAGUGGGCUGCGAUAGCUACGGCCGCUGCUAGCCCCCGAGCCAUGUCGAUCAAGGCUCGGGAAGGCAGGUUCGUGAGGGGCGGGAGGAGGCCGGUUGAUGUGGAGGAGGUGGGGAGAGGCGGGUGGGAGGCUCCUGAUUUGGGACCUGUGAUGGAGGAGGAAGGGGAGGGGCAGGAGGACGGGGGAGAAGAAGAGGAGGGUGGGGAGGAGGUGGAGGGGGAGAUGGGGGAAGGAGGAACGGGCGGGGAGGGUGAGAGUGAUGGGGAGGGGGGGUGGGGGGGUGAUGGGGAUGGAGGGGUGCAGCUGAUGCAGGUGCGAGUGGGGAGGAGCGGAGUGGAGCGGAUAGAAGCAGGGAGGGAGGAAGCUGGAGGUGGAACAAGAGAAAUGGGAGGAGGAGGGGAGGGGAAAGGAGGGGUGACUGAAGGGGAGGGAAGAGGGAUGGAUGGGGGUGGUUCUAGUGUGCAGAAACACCAGAGUAUGCUGACCAAUGAAGAGGGGAGUGGGGCGGGUAAAGAGAAGAGGGACAAUGCAGCAGUGGAAGUAGUGACGGGCAGCACUCCACAUGAGGUGGGGGGUGGUGGUGGUGGCGUGGAGCAUACGGGGGUGGAGGAUUGUGGGUCUCGGGUGCAGAAACACCACAGUGUGUUGACCAGUGAUGAGGGGUGUGGGGCUGGUGAGGAGAGAAGAGCCGAUGCAGCAAUGAAUGUAGGGAAGGGCAGCACUCGGCAUGAGGUGGUGGAUGGUGGUGGUGAAGUGGUGGAGCGUGUGGGGAUGGGAGAUGGUGAAGGGGUGCUGAAGGAUGGUGGUAGCGGGGAGGCGAAGGACGGAAAUGGGGGAAUGCUGCUGAAGGAUGGGAAUGAGGGGAUGACAGUGGACAUUAUAUCGGCGAUUGAGUUCGAUCGUAGCGGCGAGCACCUGGCGACGGGCGACAGAGGCGGGCGAGUGGUGCUGUUUGACCGCAUUGACCUGCGCGACGCGCGGGGUCGGCGGGAGAUGGAAGCGAGCGACUACCCCCCCGCUGCGCACCAGCAGAUCGACUACCGCUACUCCACCGAGUUCCAGAGCCACGAGCCCGAGUUCGACUACCUGAAAUCGCUGGAGAUAGAGGAGAAGAUAAACAAGAUCCGGUGGGUGAACUCCUCCCAGGGCGCGCUGUACGUGCUCUCCACCAAUGACAAGACCAUCAAGCUCUGGCGCGUCACGGAGCGCCGCGUCAAGGCCGUCUCGCAGUUCAACUGCCCGCCCCGCACAGCCGCCGACUACCUCGCCUCCGCCAACGCGCCAGCCGACCCAGCAGCAGCAGAUGCGCUCCCCACGCCCCCUGUGUCAGUGCCUGGCGGGCCACAGAUCAACCCGCGGUACCUCCCGCGCCCUGGGUCGCUGUCUGCUGCGUCGGCUACGGCCAGAGCGGUGGCUGCUGGCGCUGGAGCGGUGCUGAACGGUGUGGGCGAGGGCAUGGAGCUGGAUUUCCCUCCUGGAGGGUUUCCUCAACUGCGCCUCCCUGCUGUGGUGAGUGCUGCAUGCCCUGCGCCGUGCGUCCUGAGCGUGUGUUGUCGUUGCAGCCAGCACGUUACACCCAUCUCGAACCACCCCCCCACCCCGUCCUCCAUCCCAUCGUGCCCUCCCUCCCAACUUGCCCUCUCCUCCCUCCCAACUUGCCCUCUCCUCCCUCCCAACUUGCCCUCUCCUCCCUCCCAACUUGCCCUCUCCUCCCUCCCAACUUGCCCUCUCCUCCCUCCCAACUUGCCCUCUACUCCCUCCCAACUUGCCCUCUCCUCCCUCCCAACUUGCCCUCUCCUCCCUCCCAUCCUGCUCACUCCUUCCUCCCACCGUGCCCCUACCCGCACCCUGUCUUCCCUCCCGUCGUUCUCUCCCCCACCGUCGUUCUCUCCCCCUUUCCCCCACCAGGUGUCAACUAACGAGACCACGCUGGUGGCGCGGUGCCGCCGUGUCUUCUCCAACGCGCACGCCUACCACAUAAACUCCAUCUCCUGCAACAGCGACCGGGAGACGUUCAUAUCAGCGGACGACCUGAGGGUGAACCUGUGGAACCUGGAGAACAACUCGCAGAGCUUCAAUGUGGUGGACAUCAAACCCGCUAACAUGGAGGACCUCACAGGUGGUCUAUCUAUGUCACUGCCCCUCCUUUUCCUCAAUGGCCGUGUCCCCAACCCCGUUCCACUCCCCUCUCCUGUCUCCCUCCUGUCACCCGUUUCCACCCCCCACUCCCCCUGCUCCUCGCCCCCCUCUGCCCUCCCUUCCCCCCUCCCCGCGACACACCCCACCCGCUUGCUCUUCCUGCUCCUACAACCCCUCUCAACUCCCCCAUGCGCCCCUUCUCCCCUUAUUCUCCCACAAACUCAACCAGAGGUGAUAACGUGUGCGGAGUUCCACCCAUCGCACUGCCACUCGCUCGCCUACUCCACGUCCAAGGGCACCAUCCGCCUCAUUGACAUGCGCCAGUCCGCCCUCUGCGACCAACACUCCAAGCUCUUCGAGGAGCAGGAACCCCCCGGCAACCGCUCUUUCUUCUCGGAAAUCAUCGCAUCCAUCAGCGAUGUCAAGUUCUCCAAUGACGGCCGCUACAUCUUUAGUCGCGACUACAUGACCGUCAAGCUGUGGGACAUUCACAUGGAAGCGCAACCGCUGGGAACGUUCAAAGUGCACGAGUUCCUGCGACCCAAGCUUUGCGACCUGUAUGAGAACGACUGCAUAUUUGACAAGUUCGAGUGCACACCCAGCGGGGACGGGUUGCGAUGCGCCUCUGGCUCCUACAGCAAUCUGUUUCGUGUGUUUGGAGUGGUGCCAGGGAGUGACGAGGCCUCGCUGCUCGAGUCCUCUAAAACACCAAACAGGUGCGCCCAUCCUCCCUCUCUCCCACUCUGUCCACCACGCUUCUCCCCCCCUCCUUUCCCCCCUUUAUCCUGCACGCCCCACUCCCCCCCCCCACACCCCCGCUCCCCUCCCGCCUUUCCCUAUGCUAUCCGGCCAUUCUAA
Messenger RNA from Closterium sp. NIES-65, 5337 nucleotides. The record is from the annotation of a GenBank genome assembly. NCBI's taxonomy places the organism in Eukaryota, Viridiplantae, Streptophyta, Zygnematophyceae, Desmidiales, Closteriaceae.